Molecule: messenger RNA, 1684 nt
Organism: Drosophila innubila
Lineage: Eukaryota; Metazoa; Arthropoda; Insecta; Diptera; Drosophilidae
Exons: 4
Coding region: 422-1669 (415 amino acids)
Biological process (GO): embryonic development via the syncytial blastoderm; cell surface receptor signaling pathway via JAK-STAT
Source: RefSeq, a predicted model, not a curated record
UACACUCACUCUCUGCUGCGAAAGCAAAGUUGGCGAAUACUCGCACUCGAAUGAAUACCUAUUGAGAGCCCCAGACAGCCAACGAAUUCGAUCGCCAGGCAAUCAAAUCAAAUCAAAACAGGCAGUCAAACGCAGCGCGUCGACUUUUUCCAAUAAUAUAUAUCUUGGAGAUACUCGCCGAUACGAAAACAUUUUUUUUAUAAUUUCCAAUACAAGUCUCCUUUUUUUUUUUGGUUUUUUUGCAUAAGAUUUGUAUUUAUUUUUUUUUUUAAACGUGAAAAUUGUAAUUGUAAUUGCCGCGAAAAAAAUACAGACUGUUAAAUAGUGAAUGAAAAGUGCUGAAAGUUGUUAAAAGCUGUGUGACACAGCAGAAUUUCCCAGCGGAAUUUCCACAGGACUCACUGGACAAUUUGAUGUGUAAAUGACGACAAGUGCUUGUCCGCUCGCAGCCAGCAACAACGACAGCAACAACAACAGCAAAACGGCCAACACAAGGAUAACAACAACAACGACGCAGACGGCGAAGCCGCAACCGCCGCUCAGCGCCCGAAGACGUCCACAAAAUCUCAAAUUCUCGCUGCUUCUGCUCGCCAUCCUCAUGUGCCAGCUGCAGCAAUUUGCUGGCGGCGGCGCCGGCUGCGUCGCUCUCGCAAUGGCAGCUCCCGCUCCCGUUCCCGUUUCCCCUCCCGCUCCCUCUCCCGCUGCACCACUGAGUGGUCUGGCCACAUCCACAUCGACAGUCGUAUCCAGACCUACGACCAGGAAUCGCACGCGAAGACUGCACAAGCGACAUGACCAGCCCAGCUUCAAGGAGCGAUUCCACUUGGAGCUCAACAGUUCCGCACUUGACUGGAGCAACGGAUGCGGGGGCAACUAUGAGCAGGCACAGCCCUUGGUGAAACCACAUAAGCGAUGUGCCAAGCAUAAAAAGAAUAAAACUCGCCGUGAGCUGCGCCAACUGAGAGUUAACAAUAAACUCCGACAUACCGUUAACACGCUCUCGGCGCCGGACACAUCCGCCAAUCAGGCCAUUGACAUUUCACAGCGAAACAUAUGGAAGGUCCAAAGCAGCCAAUACACUUUUCUGCCUCGCAUUAAUAUCAGUGCUGCCCAUCAUAUGCCACUGCGUCGCGUACAUCACGAUCUGCAAUUCUAUGUUGCCGCAUUCAGUUAUCUGCGCCACGCCCAGCUGCACUUUGACUACGAGUUCCUGCAAAAGCAGAGCGUCCUGUCCUCCGAGCUUGGCCGCUACCGCCAAAGUGCACGGGAAGUGCUCUGUUUGGUGGAGGAGGCCAUAAAUAACACCAAUAAGCUGUAUGCGCCCAGUCACAAAAACACACAGAAGAAUCAACGCGGUGGCAAGGUGGUUACCUUGGGUCUGAUCAAGACCGUGCCACGGCUGCCCAUGGAGAAGCGUCUGAUGAAGUUCAAGACGCCGCUGGUGGAGCUGCACAAACAGGCGGUGCUUGCGGCCAACAACAAGCCAGCUGCCACUCCACGCACACUCCAUGAGCUGGAUGCACUCUUCCUUAAGUAUCAGUACAUCCAGUAUCUCAAGCAGAUGACGCAACUGCUGGGCAAGCUACGCGAGAGGAACUGCAGCAGCAAAAGUCCCAGGAAGACGACACCUCGUCUUAAGCCACUUCAGAAGCGGCCAAAGCAGACGUAGAACCGCUCCAGUUAC